Messenger RNA from Astyanax mexicanus (Mexican tetra), 1957 nucleotides. RefSeq names its product coiled-coil domain containing 92Bb (gene ccdc92bb). The record is from RefSeq and is a predicted model, not a curated record. The coding region runs from base 397 to 1230 and encodes 277 amino acids. Lineage: Eukaryota; Metazoa; Chordata; Actinopteri; Characiformes; Acestrorhamphidae. The transcript has 5 exons.
CCGCGCAUUACAACCCCUCUAUUUCUGGGGGAAAGUAACCUAAUGAUGCUCUGGAUUCUGCGUUUCAGCUUCUGUUCUGUUCUUCUCUUAUGUCUCCAGUUCUCCUCUGGUAUCUUCAGCCGUUCCUGUGCUGUUUCAGGUUCUGCAGUAGCUGUCUAGAACAGAGGGUAUCUGCUAUGAGGAGAAGUGGUUCAGUGCCCCCUGCUCUUCAGACUGAGAAUAUGUCUCUCCGGCUCCUCGGCUGAACCGCGGGCAUCCUCAGCAGCAUGGCAGAGAGAGGAGCGCCCUGACAGAGAUGCUCUCCUGCGGAGGCGCCGCCUGGCACCCGUUCACCUCCUCCUGCACCUCCUCCGGACCACCUUCUGCCCCUUUAUCUAGGGCAACUGUGGGGUUUCCAUGGAUACCAGUACCCUAGUCCAGCAAGUGGACAACGUGGAGCGUAACAUAGCAUUCCUGCAAAAGGAGCAUCAGAUCCUCCUGACUGGCCUACGGCUGGAGAUUCGGCAGCUAAAGAAACGCUGUAACGAUUUGAGCUGUGAGCUGAGCAAAAGGCCUCCGGGAAGAAGCGGAGAAGAGAUAGCAGCUGAAGAGGAGCUGCUGCAGGCUCGGCUGUCGGAAACUGAGCAGCACUUGGCUGAGCAGGAGUGUUCCCAAGGAGAGUUGAGGACCAAGCUGCAGAACAAGGGAGCACAGGCGGUGGCCCUACAGGUGCGACUGCGUGACGAGGAGCGGCGUUUUUUAGAAGAACUGAAGCGGCGUAGUCAUAAAAUCACUGCCCUGAGCCGUGACCUCCGCAAACAAACUGAUAUCGCUGCCCAGCUCGCUUUCCAACUGCACUCAGCACGCUUCCGCCUCUACCACCAGGCUGAGGAUGAGGAGAAUGGCGAAGGAGAUAUCCAGGAACCGGGCUGUUCUGCCAGUUCUCCCCAGGCUUCACCUGUCAGAGCAGAAGCCAGACAUCGCAGCCAUUCAUCAGUACGGAUAAGAAGGUCAGAGCGAGCGAGGGAGUGCGUGCCACGAGAAAGAGUGCUUGGACCAGAGGAUCCACGGCCCAUGCCUGACCCCGCCCUCUUCCUGUACCCCUUCAGACACAGGCUCCUCCCACUGCGCACAUCUCUAGGUGGACGCUGGAGGGAAGGGGGGCUAACUGAGAGGUCAGAUGGUCGGAUGGGUGGACUGAGGACCCGAGCAAUGAGGGGAGAUCCUGGACCAGAGACUACAGAAUUAUAAUUCGAUUUUAGGAUUAAAAGACUGAUCAGUCACAAUAUAUAUCAAAUGUACAGUCUCGGUAUCGGUCCAGUCUAAAAUGCUGGUGUACAAAUACCAUCUCACAGUGUAGGCUGCAGCUGAGGAAGGAGAGGUCCUGCAGGAACUAGUUUAUGAAAGUUCUUUCAUAGGUUCUUUAAAUUUACAGAAUUGAAGGCUGCAUUUCUUUGCCACAUUUAAAGGAAAUUUGAAAUAUGCAGUUUUACUAGGCUGCAUCCUUGACUUGAGCUAAGCUUUUAACUAUAGCAGCCUAUUGCUGUUCAUAAACUAAUUAAAGGAUAUUGUUCAAUUUUCCAACCAGCUUUUUGAAAACAUCUAAAUUUAGUAUGAUAAGGUAAAAAUGGCACAACACUUGUUUUGAUUUGUUUACAGUAAUGCAGCUGUGUGUAGAUAUACCUUGGAAUAACAUCUAUCAACACCUUUUUGAUCAUUAUUUAUUACUGGUGAUUUUCCUACUUUUAUUCACAAUCAAUUAGAACAUAAAAUGUUUAUCUAGAUUUGUAUUUUGGCCACCUUAGAAAUCAUAAAGACAAAAAGGACCAAAAACAGAUAUGGACCAUUAAGUGUUCACUUUUCUCAGUCUUAUUUCUGAUGUUGUAGUUGGGCAGAUAUCGUGCCUAAGGAAAAUUCUGUAUGUUUUUGGUUAUUUGCUGCUCACAAUGUACAGUAACCGACAAUAAACAUUUCACAC